This is a messenger RNA of Musa acuminata AAA Group (dessert banana), 4248 nucleotides long. Its product is annotated as LRR receptor-like serine/threonine-protein kinase RPK2. Gene Ontology annotation, biological process: protein phosphorylation. Gene Ontology annotation, molecular function: ATP binding; protein binding; protein kinase activity. The record is from RefSeq and is a predicted model, not a curated record. The transcript is spliced from 4 exons. Lineage: Eukaryota; Viridiplantae; Streptophyta; Magnoliopsida; Zingiberales; Musaceae. Bases 193 to 3546 code for a protein of 1117 amino acids.
UCCUAUUCAAAAAUCGAAGCGAGAGAGAGAGAGAGUAAAAAUCUCGCCUUGUUCUUCGUCAAGCCCUCGUCCUCGUCCUCCUUUUGCCACUCCUUUUUCCAUGUAAGAUUAGCGCUGGGGUUCUGUGCGACCUCGACGGCCUACUUAUCCGCUCUCUAAGGUUUCCGACGUGUUGCCGGCCGGCCAGCGCCGAUGAACCUCCGCCGGAGAAUCCACGCCGGAACCCUCGCCGCUUCCUUCGUCUUCCUGCUCUUGGCCGUGAUCUACUUCCGCGGCUGCGGCGCCGAGCUGGACGCCCGUGGGGCGGAGAGAUCCGCGCUUCUUCAGUUCAAGCGCUCCGUCUCGGCCGACCCCGCCGAGCUACUCCGUGGCUGGAAUAGCUCCGUGGACCACUGCUUCUGGCCCGGCGUCGCGUGCGACGGCCGGUACCGGGUCGUGUCCGUCAACAUCUCCGCGAAAGGCGGAUCCUUUCCGCUCCCCUGCGCUCGAUUUGGCCCGUAUCGGCGGAGCUGCGGUGACCCUGGUCGGAGGCUAGCUGGAAGGCUGAGCGCCGCUGUCGGGAGCCUCUCCGAGCUCAGGGUGCUCUCUUUGCCGUUCCAUGGCUUUGAUGGCGAGAUCCCGGUCGGGAUCUGGGGGUUGGAGAAUCUGCAAGUGCUUGAUCUCGAAGGUAACUCGAUUUCGGGUAGCCUGCCCUCGCGUCUCCCUCGCUGGUUGCGUGUGCUAAAUCUGGCUUCCAAUUCGAUCGAAGGUGAGAUCCGGCCCUCGCUCUCGAGAUGUAUCGACUUAGAAACCCUAGACCUCUCUGGCAACCAGAUCAAUGGAACGAUUCCGAAAUUUCUUGGUGGCUUAUGUAAACUUAGAGAGCUGUAUCUCUCUUUUAAUCGGCUUGGUGGGUCGAUUCCUGAUGAGAUUGGAUACGGGUGCCGGAGUCUCCAGAUACUUGACUUGGCUGGAAAUCUAUUGGUCGGUAGCAUUCCGUCCAAUUUAGGCAGCUGCACUGAGCUGCAAGUUCUGUUGCUGUUUUCCAACCUUUUGGAUGGAUAUAUUCCUUCUGAUCUUGGGCGAUUGAACAAGCUGCAAGUUAUGGAUGUGUCAAGGAACAGUCUGAGCGGAACCGUACCUGCGGAGCUAGGGAACUGCUUAGAAUUAUCCGUCAUUGUUCUUCUGAAUCUAUAUGAACCGGUGCUGCAGGAAGCAGCUUCUAAUUCUGUUGAUAUGGAUGAAUUCAAUUAUUUCCAAGGUAGACUUGCUGAAAACAUCACUGCUCUGCCGAAGCUUAGGGUGCUUUGGGCCCCAAGGGCAAUGUUUGAAGGCGAGAUUCCUGGAAAUUGGGGUACUUGUGAGAGCUUAGAAAUGCUUAAUUUGGGCCAGAAUCUUUUCACAGGGCAGAUACCUAAAGUGUUCGGCCAGUGCAAAAAUCUUAGGUUUCUUAAUCUGAGCUCAAACAGCUUGACGGGUUGGCUUGACAAGGAGCUUCCUGUGCCUUGUAUGGACGUCUUUGAUAUCAGUGGGAAUCGAUUGUCUGCCUCGAUCCCAAGGUUUACUUACAAAGAAUGCCCUUCAUCUCAGUUCCCGUUAGAUGACGUGUCCUUAGCUUACACUUCAUUCUUUGCUUAUAAGAGUCGCACAGGAGUUGACUUCCCUAUUCUUGAAACCGAUGGUGAAUUUCUUAUAUAUCAUAAUUUUGGAAAGAAUGAUUUUAAAGGUACUCUGCCUUUUUUACCAUUGGCCUCUCAUAGGUAUGGUAACCAGACUGUUUAUGCAUUUAUAGCUAAUGGGAACCAUCUCUUUGGAUCACUGAAUGCUUUAAUUUUAGAGAAGUGCAACAAAGUGAACCGUCUGAUCAUGGACUUAAGCAGCAACAUGGUACAUGGGGUGGUGUCAUCAGAAGUAGGUGCAGUGUGCAGUUCUCUUGUUGUUCUGGAUGUAUCUAAUAAUCAGAUUUCAGGAACAAUCCCAGCAAGUUUUGGGUUAUUGUGGAAGCUUGUUAAUCUGGAUUUGAGUAGGAAUUGGCUGCAGGGCAAGAUACCUGACAGUAUUAAGCAGUUAAAAAGCUUGACUUAUCUCUCAUUAGCGAGUAACAAUUUAAGUGGUCACAUUCCUUUUGGCAUGGAUCAGUUGCAAUCUCUCAAGGUUCUGGAUCUCUCAUCAAAUUCCCUCACUGGUUAUAUUCCUAGUGAUCUCGUGAAGAUGACUAAUCUCACUGCUCUUUUACUCAACGACAACAAGCUCUCUGGGAGUAUUCCUUCUGCUCUUGCUAAUAAGACAUCACUCAUUAAGUUCAACAUUUCAGUCAACAAUUUGUCUGGACCAUUGCCUUUGAAUGCCAGUACACUGAGAUGUGACAGUGUCUUUGGGAACCCUUUACUCCAGCCCUGUCAUACAUACUCUCUCUCUGUUCCAUCAUCUGAUCUGCAAGGGAGUAGCCAGAGCCCGCAAGCAUAUACUGACUCACCACCAGGUAGCACUCCAAAUGAUAGCGGCAAUAGUGGCUUUAGUUCUAUUGAAAUUGCUUCAAUUGCUUCAGCAGCAGCCAUAGUGUCAGUCCUCCUAUCUUUGAUAGUCCUUUAUAUUUACACAAGGAAGUGUGCACCUAGGUCCUCUGUUAGGUCGUCUGGAAGAAAAGAAGUGGCCAUUUUUGUUGAUAUUGGGGUUCCACUGACUUAUGAGAGUGUUGCACGAGCCACCGGGGGUUUUAAUGCGAGCAACUGCAUUGGAAGUGGAGGCUUUGGGGCCACAUACAAGGCUGAGAUUUCACCAGGUGUGCUGGUGGCUAUAAAGAGACUUGCAGUAGGAAGGUUCCAAGGUGUUCAACAGUUCCAUGCAGAGAUCAAGACACUUGGAAGAUGGCGGCAUCCUAAUCUCGUGACUUUAAUAGGUUACCAUGUUAGUGACUCUGAGAUGUUUCUGAUAUAUAAUUAUCUUCCAGGAGGUAAUUUGGAGAGAUUUAUACAAGAAAGGUCGAGAAGACCUGUGGAUUGGAGGAUGCUUCACAAGAUUGCUCUAGACAUUGCAUGUGCACUUGCUUAUCUGCAUGAACAAUGUGUUCCCCGUAUCCUCCACCGGGAUGUUAAGCCUAGCAAUAUAUUAUUGGACAAUGAAUUCAAUGCCUAUCUCUCUGAUUUUGGAUUGGCUAGGCUUCUAGGGAAUUCUGAGACCCAUGCAACCACUGGUGUGGCUGGGACAUUUGGUUAUGUCGCUCCUGAGUAUGCCAUGACAUGUCGUGUUUCUGAUAAAGCAGAUGUAUAUAGCUACGGUGUGGUGCUUUUGGAAUUAAUUUCAGACAAGAAAGCACUGGAUCCAUCCUUCUCUCCAUAUGGGAAUGGUUUCAACAUUGUUACUUGGGCAUGCAUGCUGCUGCAAAAAGGCCGGGCUCGUGAAUUUUUCACUGAUGGGCUGUGGGAUGUGGCUCCACAUGAUGAUUUAGUGGAGACUUUACACUUGGGUGUCAAGUGUACUGUUGAUUCGCUUUCUAUUAGGCCCACAAUGAAGCAAGUUGUUAAACUGUUGAAGGAACUCCAACCUCCACAUUUUGGGCUUGGUUGACAUGUUCACGUCGAGAGGUGAUGUGAUACAUUACUCAUGAACCCUCCCAGUGCAGAAAUAAUGGAACUAUUUUAAGGGUGCAACUCCUUGGAGUUUUGUCCAACUAAACAGGAGUGGAUUAAGAUGAUUGGACUGAAAUUGAGAAGAGAAAUGGUGAAAGCCUGGUGCCCUAGAAGGUGGAUGGAGAUACUAAAACAGUCAGCUUUCGGCACAAGGUAGAAUGAGAUUUGUUUAGAUGUAGAUUAUCAAAGGGAGGAAAGCACGGUUACGAUAAUACGUUACAUCUUGCAUUCUUGGUUCUCCUGAUAUGAUGUUUUGAUCUCCUGGUACCAACGUUGAAUGGGGAACUUCUCCAGCACCAUGUUCCUUUUCAGUGAAUCCAGUUAGAAUUGGAAGUCUUGGCUUAUUACGGAAUUCUGGAUUUACUGUGCAGAUGGUUGUUCUUCAUCAAGCCCUGAUGAUGCAGUGGUUGUUGAUGGAAAUAUGGCUCACUGAAGACCGAAAUCAUCUUUAUUCAUGUAAGAAAACCUCAUUGUGUUAAAGGUGUUAAUUUUUCUUUAUAACCAUUUUGAUCUGGCAGGAGCAGCAAUCUGUAGAUCUAAGUGGCACAGCUGGAUCAUACUACUACUGUCAACUUGUGUUACUUAAGAUUCAUAAUUGACGGUAUCUCCGUAAAACAGCUUCUACAUAAUUUGUGAUUCA